Neurospora tetrasperma FGSC 2508 is the source of this 897-nucleotide messenger RNA. RefSeq lists its product as uncharacterized. The record is from RefSeq and is a predicted model, not a curated record. NCBI's taxonomy places the organism in Eukaryota, Fungi, Ascomycota, Sordariomycetes, Sordariales, Sordariaceae. Bases 114 to 656 code for a protein of 180 amino acids. The transcript has 2 exons.
CUCCGUCACUGACCUGCAUACCCCUCCUGCAAUUCUAUAACGCUUCUGACAUUCAGCUCUUCUGAUAUCUUGUUGACUGCAGAAUCGUCUUCACCAAAAUUCUCCAAGCAGCCAUGGAGGCAGUCCAGACGGGCGACAAGCUCAUGGAGGCAAUCGCCUCGGCGGAUGAGUCCACUCUUCGCGCAGUUCUGCGCGGCCUUUGCGCUAAGCGUGAGGUUGAACAACUCAUCGGCAAGCAUUUUUAUGAACUGAACAAGUUCAGCGCGGCCAAGGGAGGAAGUUCUGGCUCCAAACGGAAAGCGACGUCUCCCGUUCAUAUCUGCGUUGAAUGUGGCCAGGCUUUUGAGGAAGACGACAAUAAGAAGGAAUGCCGCUACCACUUAGAGGAAAUGGAAUUCGACGAGAAUUCAUCCAUAUGGGCUGACUAUGACGAGAAUUGCUUUGGCGUGAUGGAUUCGGAAGAGAACCGUCGUAAUCCUGACACCCUCGGGGGAUUCGUGUAUCCAUGCUGCAACAAACGAGCCGAUGAGGCAGAAGGGUGUAAAUUGGGUUACCACCGGGCCGUUGACGGCAAAAGAGGAAGGUUUGAUUUUGAUGCAUCGGCCGAUGAGAAGGACGAAGGGGAGGAUGACGAAGAGCAAAAGGAGGAUGAGUAAAGCGAUAGCAACCGCAAACAAACGAGGCGAUACCACACAAUCCAGCACUGGUAUGUUUGUUAGUCUUGUACAAAAAAGCUAAGGCUUUACUAGGUGUAUAAGAUAUUUUAGCCCUCUAUAAAGAGUUCAGUUAUACAGGCUUAUUAUCCAAUUUUGAAGGCCUUGAAGGAAAUGGAGGGAGGCAUUGGAGGACACCCAUCAGAGGCUUCUGUAGUAGCAUCACAAACCCGUACCUUUAUCC